AUGGCGGCCGCGGUGCUGGCGGCGCCGGAGGGCGGCUCCGCCGCGAUGCCGAUGGGGAGCGCGGCGACGUGUCCUCCUCCGGCCGGUCCCGCGGGCCCCGGCUCCUGGAGCCGAUCCUUAGACCGAGCUUUGGAAGAAGCGGCGGCCAGCGGCACGCUCAGCCUGAGCGGCAGGAAGCUGCGCGAUUACCCGCGGGCCAGCGCCGCCAACCACGACCUCAGCGACACCACCCGAGCCGAUUUGUCACGGAACAGACUGUCAGAGCUUCCCGCAGAAGCGUGUCACUUCGUCUCCCUCGAGAGCCUUAAUUUGUACCAGAACUGCAUUCGAUACAUCCCAGAGGCUGUUUUGAACUUACAGUCCUUAACGUUUCUAAACAUCAGUCGAAACCAGCUUUCAACGUUGCCAGUACACCUCUGUAGUCUCCCACUAAAGGUUCUGAUAGCGAGUAAUAAUAAGCUGGUUUCCAUACCUGAAGAAAUUGGGCAGCUCAGACAGCUGACGGAGCUCGAUGUGAGCUGUAACGAAAUUCAGACCAUACCUCCGCAGAUCGGCAGUUUGGAAUCCUUACGGGACCUCAAUGUCAGAAGGAAUCAUUUGGUGCGUUUACCUGAAGAGCUUGCCGAGUUGCCUUUGAUUCGAUUAGAUUUCUCCUGCAAUAAAAUAACAACAAUCCCAGUUUGUUAUAGGAACCUCAGGCAUCUGCAAACCAUCAUGUUGGAGAACAACCCUCUCCAGUCACCCCCUGCACAGAUAUGUAUAAAAGGGAAAAUUCACAUAUUUAAAUAUCUCAACAUAGAAGCAUGCAAGAUAGCUCCGGAUUUGCCUGAUUAUGAUAGGAGACCCAUGGGAUUUGGAUCUUGCCACGAGGAACUUUAUUCCAGUCGUCCAUAUGGAGCACUUGAUUCUGGCUUCAAUAGUGUGGACAGUGGAGACAAAAGAUGGUCAGGGAAUGAACCAACAGAUGAGUUCUCAGACCUCCCUUUACGUGUGGCAGAAAUCACUAAAGAGCAGAGACUGCGAAGAGAAAAUCAGUAUCAAGAAAACCGAGGGAGCACGGUCGUAACCAAUGGUGGAGUGGAACACGAUCUCGAUCAGAUCGACUAUAUCGAUAGCUGUGCCACAGAAGAGGAGGAGGAAGAGGUGAGGCAACCCAAGUGCGUGGACUCAGACAGCCUCAGCUCACAGUUCAUGGCGUACAUUGACCAGCGGCGAAUCUCUAAUGAGAGCUCACCAGCAAAGCCAGUGUCUACUAGAGAGUGUCCGAAGGCUGAGGACACGAGGCGGCAUUUACAGCAGAACAGGGACACUGAAUUACGAAGACCUGAAACUCUAAAUUUGAUGCAGGACAGAGAGCAUCACCAAGUGCUAAGGAGUUAUGUGGACAGGACAGAGAGACCCCCAGCUGAUUCUCCUUACUUUCUCUCUCUAUCGAGUCACCAGAGUCAGGUGCCCAAUGCAGACCCUGACCUGCACCGCAGGCACAUAGAGCGAACCCGGCGGGAGGCACAGCUGGCAGCACUGCAGUAUGAGGAGGAAAGGAUGAGAACAAAGCAGAUCCAGAGAGAAGCUGUUCUCGACUUUGUUAAGCAAAAAGCAUCCUUAAGUCCUCAGAAGCCAAGUCCUCUGGAUAGUGAGUGUCCCUUUCCAUCCAGAAGGUCUCAGCAUACUGAUGAUAGUGCCUUGUUAGUGAGUGAUGACAGAUCCACCAUCUCUCCUGGCUCACCCUCCACUCAGACAGUCCACCUUUCCCCUGCACAUCCUGGUCAUGCAGCCCUGCCUUCCUAUAGAAACCCUUCCCAGCGACCCGAGAGUUUCCUUUUUCGAGCAGCUGUCAGGGAUGAAGCAAACAAAGUGAUUUCUUCAUCAUCUUCCCGUGCCUUGUCUCCUCCUGCUAAUGAUUCUGCAGACACCAGAGUUAGGCAGAGCUCCAAGCAGCGUGAGGAGGAGCUGGAGCUGAUAGAGCAGCUACGUAAGAAUAUCGAAUCACGGUUGAAAGUGUCUCUGCCCAGUGAUCUUGGAGCAGCUCUCACGGACGGCGUUGUUCUGUGCCACCUGGCUAACCACGUCCGGCCUCGGUCUGUCCCCAGCAUCCACGUCCCCUCACCUGCUGUUCCUAAGCUCACAAUGGCGAAAUGCAGACGAAACGUGGAGAACUUCUUGGAAGCUUGCCGAAGGAUCGGAGUGCCUCAGGAGCAAUUAUGUUUGCCUCUCCAUAUUUUAGAAGAGAAGGGUUUGACACAGGUAGCUGUGACUGUGCAGGCGCUGCUGGAGCUGGCACCCCCAAAGCAGCAGCAGCUUCACCACUUGUCUGCUGUGUAAAGACCUCCGGGACUUUUGGGUUACCUUGGCUAAGCAGAAGGACGUCAAGACUUUACUGCCCGUGCAGUGCAUCCAAACACACAGAGCUCUGUUCUAAGGAAACGAGUUUCCGUGAUUCCUGACAGGAAUGUUUCGCUUCGUUUCUCCAUUUUUUUUGGAGAUCACCACAGUUUCCAAUCACGUUUUGAUUAGCGGUAAUUUUGCCCCCUGCUGAUAAAAUGGGUGGUGAGGAGAGCAGGGAGUUCCAGGGGCUGUUGGAGCCGGCUGUCGAAACCGACCUUGUAGGUGGAGGACAUUGGUGUCCAGUGUGGAAAGCUGUUCCCAUAGGAAUUCAUUUCUCUAAUUAGAAAAAGAAAAAGAAAAGGUGGUUGCUGCGGUGGGCACGAGGGGAAUGAGAUGUCAUUCCUUCUCCACGGGAUUCAGAGCAAGCUUUCUUUGCCUCGUGAGAACAGCAGCUCUUUCCAUUUUAUAAACAUAUACGUAUAUAUUUUUUAAAGAAUUGCAGCACAAUCUAACCAGUACAGUGUUUCGUAUCAGGGUCAGUCCUUAUGCAGCUGUGUUAGCAUAUCCUCAUUACUGAAGACGUGUAGGAAAAAAAAGGGGGUUCCCCCCCACCCAGAGGAAAAAAUACUGCGUGUUUUCUCCACAAGAAACAUCUUGGUAAAAGGUGCUCAACCAGAACUGUUUGAAUUUACUGAGUAGCGGUAGCGUUCUUGCUGGAUUUGUGUUCUGUUUGGGUUUCAAGGCAUCUAUGAAAACCUGAGCAACAUCGGGGGUCUCCCACCUCCUCUCACCUCCCCUUGGAGCCCUGUGUGAUGCAUUUGGUUACUGAGUGGUUUUGUCACAUGGCUGCUGAGAAUCACGUCUGCAUUUUGCCAGCACUGAGGUACAGCCUGCCCUGCGAGUCCAUUGGAAGCCGUGCCCAGGCCGUGCAUCUGGUGGGGGCUGCAGCACCAGGUGCAGGUGUGCUGAGUGUCACCACUGCUGAGAAAUGCAUCGUUUUAGGAGCAUAAGGACUGAAUUUUCACAGGUGGGCUGCAUGUUGUCAAAGCAGAAGUGCUACAAAAGGUGGCUUCUAUUUGUGGGCUUGGCAGGGCUUUAAACCUUUGAUGGUGGGUGUUUGUAUAGAGGGAUGCACAGUUCUACACAACUGCCAUUACUUUCUUCCUCUUUCUUUAACAUAAAAAUGGAAAUUCAGUAUACAGGAACAGGAGAGGCAGCAGGAGAGUUUUGAAUUACUCUUGGAAGUUAGUGUGCAAAGCACAGGUGGGUAGCUCUCUGUGCUCUUGCCCCAGCAACAAAGCCAAGCUCUCUACCAGUUCAAUUACAUCUUUCUUUCCCCCCCCUAAGACAGACCUUGGAAAAUGCAGUUCUCCACGCGCACAGUUCUUUUGCUAGUUCUGAUCAGUUUAGGCCAGAACAGUGUGCCACUAACGUGGGUUGCAUGAGGUCUGAGACCAGCAUCGUGCCUCGGAGUUAUACUGGAAGCAGAAUACAUCAAGAGGACUUUAUAGGUGUAAAGGAAGGAGGAGUGAGGAAUGGCGAGCUAAACGCCAUUCUCGCUGCAGUGAACCUGCUGCAGGGACGCUGGCAAAGACUGCUCUUAGCUGGAUUUCUUCCCCUUUUGAUUUGCAGCUUUCUUUCCAGUCUGUUUGCUCCAUGUCUGAGCGUCAGGACUCACUGUGAUGGCUGCUGCAUCGGUGUUUCACACGACAAUUCCAGUUGCUCCUUAUUGGCAUUGGCUGAUUGUGUUGCAGGUCACAAAGAACACAUGAAAGGGAUUUAAAACUGCACAGCCGAAAGGAGAAACCUUUUCAGUCCAACUAGCACGUUGCCCUGAGCUCUGCAAGAAGUGAAAAUGCCAACAACUCACAAUGUGUAGGAGAAGAGAGCAGCUCCGUGCAGGCCUGCUUUCCUCCCAAGUAGGUUUUAUGUUUCACGUAAUUCCACUUGUAGGGAUUGUUGGGAAUUCUUGAGGGGUUACGUAAGUGUCAGGAGUUACUGCUGCAGUUGGUUGGAUGGAAGGUUCUGCCACUCACAGCAAGCUGCAGCGUAGCACAGAUGUUUCUUGUGUGUCUCUUGUGCAGUUGGAAAGAGGAGGACACUGAAUUCACAUUAGUUUUUACAGGAGGUCAUCAUUUGGAUCAUAUGGGAGCACGUCACUUCUUACUAGCACUCGUUGCCCAUGGAGUUUGUGAGGGUGUUGUUUGCUUUAGUCCAGCACUUACAGACGAUAACACAAUUAACAGCAUUCAGGUUGGUGGAAGUUUCAUUAAUACGAGUUCAUAGGAAUUAAUGGGUUGGAGGUGGAGGGUCUGAGCUGCUGGAAAUGGCCGUGUUUGUUGUCUGGUUAGGACAGCCGCUCCGGGCUGCAGGCAGCACGCACACGUGGCAGCUGAGCCCACCAACAGGCAGUGUCACCUGGCUGUCGCCCCGCUGUCACAAGCAGCGGCUCGCUCCGGCGCUUCCAGGUGUCUGUGGCCACGUUAGGUUAACCUGCAUAGCCUUGUGUGUUCGUGCUGGCAGAUACUGGCAGAUAAGUGUUGACCAGACGUUUAGGACAAAAAUCCAAGCCUAAAGUUUCAUCGUACGGUUUAUUUAAUGUGUUAUACCAAAAAACGGUUCUGUUUUGCAGACUAAAUGGGAUUUUUUAGUGUGUUUAUGUGCAAUUUUUGUUGUGUAUAAAAUUCUGUUUUGUGUGAAGAGGCAAUUACCUUUCCUUUCCGGGGCAUUCGUGUUGGAGGAUGUGGGAGGAAUCCAUCGGGGCGUUUUGUGCUUUGCUGGUGCUCAUCCACCAGCUCUGUCGUGUCACCAUCCUUCCUCAAACGAUGGUGAGCACUGAGUUUGAGGCUCCGCAAUGUUACCCCCCCAAAAUGGAGUGGCACUGGCACUGAGGAGUCCCUCACAGCAUUGAUGUGAUGAGGUCAGAACAGCGGGGGUCUGAUUCUUCCCCUCGUGAAGGAGGGGACUUGGGUGGCCUGGCUGAAAUAAACCACAGAGAACUUUUCACACCACUGAGAACUCGUCUGCCAUUCUCAGCUGUGACGCAGUGGCAAAUGGUUCUGUUAUCCUUUUACAACUGUAAAUGUUCCUUUGGAAAACUAAAAAAACCUAAAAAACAAAAAAUAAAAAAAGUGUUUUAGGAACAGAGGUCUUCUAAAGUGAAUUUAGACAUUAAAAAAUCCUUUUGUGUAGAUACCGUGAUGUUUUACAAAGCAAUCUAAUUUUGUUAUUUCUGAAAGCAGUGUAAACGUGUAAUUAAUAAAGGAUUUUAAGGCUUCAUCCCAUGCUGUACGUCUGUAAAUACAUUCCAUAAUUUCUAUGUCUGUUAAAUAUAAAUAUGUUUGGAUAUUGUACACUUUAUUUUAAAUUGCCUGUAUUCUGCCAGUAGUGUGAACUUCCAGCACAAUAAUAAUAUAAAAGGAAACCGUGGGUAAUUUGAAAUAAAGUUGUAAGACUUACAUGAA
Messenger RNA from Centrocercus urophasianus (Greater sage-grouse), 5789 nucleotides. It is a transcript of the gene LRCH3, whose product is annotated as leucine rich repeats and calponin homology domain containing 3. Lineage: Eukaryota; Metazoa; Chordata; Aves; Galliformes; Phasianidae. Bases 1 to 2322 code for a protein of 773 amino acids. Gene Ontology annotation, molecular function: protein binding. The transcript has 21 exons. The record is from RefSeq and is a predicted model, not a curated record.